AAGGCUUAAGGAAGCCCUAAUCUCAGCCCCUGCUCUAGCUCUUCCUGAUCUGACUAAACUUUUCCAACUUCAUGUGGCAGAAGUAAAAGGGAUAGCAAAGAGAGUCCUUACUCAAUAUCUAGGACCCUGGAAGCAACCCGUGGCUUUCUUGUCCAAACGGCUUGAUACAACUGCCGCUGGCUGGCCUACCUGUUUGCGUGCCAUUGCUGCCACAGCUAUCCUGGUGAAGGAGGCUACAAAGCUGACGUUUGGUCAAGAACUUCAAAUUGUGGCCCCUCAUGCAGUGGAAAACCUGUUAAAAAGUCCCCCUGAUCCUUGGCUGUCGAAUGCCAGGAUAGUACAAUAUCAGGCCUUGCUUUUAAACCCCACCUGUGUCAAGUUUUUGCCUACUACAGCUCUAAACCCCACUACCCUCCUCCCAGAUGAGGAUCCUGAGCUGCCAGUACAUGACUGCAUGGACACUCUAAAUGUCUCAUCUAGCUUGAGGAGCGACCUGACUGAUGUCCCCUUCCAAGAUCCAGACAUCACCCUCUAUACUGAUGGGAGCAGCUAUGUCCAGGAUGGAAUCAGGUAUGUGGGGGCGGCUGUGGUCACCAAAAAGGAAGUGAUCUGGGCACAAGCCUUGGGUCAUGGAACGUCAGCCUAGCAGGCUGAACUGAUAGCACUGACCCAAGCCCUGUGAUGGGGGAAAAACAGAAGACUAAACAUCUACACUGAUAGCAGAUAUGCCUUUGCCACCCUUCAUGUACAUGGGGCCAUAUAUCAAGAAAGGGGACUCCUAACCAUGGGAGGACAAAAGAUUAAGAACAUUCAAGAAAUUUUAGACUUACUGGUUGCAGUCUGGUUGCCUCAACAAGUAGCGGUUAUACAAUGUUGAGGACAUCAAAAAGAUGACUCCCCAGUGGCCCAAGGAAAUACCGUGGCAGACUCUACAGCCCGAGAAGUGGCAAGAAAACCAGUGGGCCACUAGAGAUCCUGCCGGUUCUGCCAUCCUGGAUUCUAGACAAACCAUCUUACUCAGAUUCAGACCUGCAGCUGGCACAAAGUCUUCGGGCCUCCCCGACUUCUACUGGUUGGCAAAAAUUGCCAGAGUCCUGGAUCCUCCUCCCUGAAGCACUUGGCUGUGAACUGGUACAUUUGCUUCACUACAGUACUCUCUUGGGAGGAAAUAAAUUGUCUGAACUGUUGAGAAAAUCAUACUUCAUUCCAAAACUAAACCAGCUGGCCAAGGACAUAAGUCACAGGUGCCCACAAUGUGCUCAGGUAAAUCCAAAAAGUAAU
Molecule: messenger RNA, 1281 nt
Organism: Chinchilla lanigera (long-tailed chinchilla)
Lineage: Eukaryota; Metazoa; Chordata; Mammalia; Rodentia; Chinchillidae
Molecular function (GO): RNA-DNA hybrid ribonuclease activity; nucleic acid binding
Source: RefSeq, a predicted model, not a curated record